Messenger RNA from Dendrobium catenatum, 2013 nucleotides. Its product is annotated as phospholipase A(1) LCAT3. The record is from RefSeq and is a predicted model, not a curated record. NCBI's taxonomy places the organism in Eukaryota, Viridiplantae, Streptophyta, Magnoliopsida, Asparagales, Orchidaceae. Gene Ontology annotation, biological process: lipid metabolic process. The coding region runs from base 208 to 1626 and encodes 472 amino acids. The transcript has 11 exons.
CUCAGAAAGGGAAAGAGAGGGAAGGCCUUGGAGUAUCCUCGCAGAAAUCCGAAGCCGUCCUACCACAUUUAUCUCAUUUUUUGACGGCAGGAAGCCUCGUCUCCUUAUAAACCGUGCGAUGGAUGCUCUCCGCCUUCCUCUUCUCUCCUCAUUUUCCAGUUCCCACUCAAACCCUACUGAUCCUCCCGGCCAGUUUUCAGGGUGGUGAUGUUCGGAGACUGUGGGCUCGCUCUGCCUUGUUUCGGUCGUGACCGACGCCAGCGGGAUGGCUCUAACGAUGCCGACAGAGAGCCUGUGCUUCUUGUAUCAGGCAUUGGCGGCUCCAUCUUAAACUCGAAGCAGAAGAAGAACGGGUCUCUUCUCCGAAUUUGGGUGCGGAUUCUCUUCUCCAAUUACGAGUUCAAGACGCGCCUCUGGUCCAUAUACAACCCGGAGACAGGGUACACGGAAACGCUUAAUCCAGAUAUUGACAUUGUAGUCCCAGAUGAUGAUUAUGGGCUUUAUGCAAUUGACAUUCUUGAUCCCGCUUGGUGGGUAAAACUUCUGCACGUCACUGAUGUAUAUCAUUUCCAUGACAUGAUUGAUAUGCUUAUUGAUUGUGGCUACAAGAAAGGAACCACUCUAUUUGGAUAUGGUUAUGACUUUCGUCAAAGCAAUAGGAUUGACAAAGCAAUGAAUGGUUUGAAAAUGAAACUACAAACUGCCUAUAAAGCUUCUGGAGGGAAAAAGGUGAAUGUAAUUUCACAUUCAAUGGGUGGGCUACUUGUUCAGUGCUUCAUGUACCUUCAUAAAGAUGUUUUUGCAAAGUAUGUCAACAAAUGGAUCACUAUCGCCACUCCUUUUCAAGGUGCACCUGGUUGCAUCAAUGAUUCACUUCUUACUGGUUUGCAGUUUGUUUAUGGCUUCAAAAGUUUCUUCUUUGUUUCUAGAUGGACGAUGCAUCAAUUGCUUGUUGAAUGCCCUUCUAUUUAUGAGAUGCUGCCCAAUCCUGGAUUCAAAUGGAAAGAACAACCUUUGAUUCUGGUCUGGAGAAAAUAUACUGAGGGUGAUGAGUCAGUCAAGUUGGAGGUGUACAAUUCAGUGGAUUGCUUGGAUUUGUUUAGAGGAGCUUUAAGAGAUAAUGAGCUUACAUAUAAUGGAAAAUCGGUUGCUCUUCCUUUCAAUCUUUCAAUCCUUAAGUGGGCGGCUGGUACCAGGCAAAUGCUUGACAAUGCACAGCUACCAGACAGUGUUGACUUCUAUAAUAUAUAUGGAAUAUCUUAUGACACUCCACACAAUGUUUGCUAUGGAUCUGAAGCAUCUCCUAUUGAUGACCUGCCAGAAAUAUGCCAUACGAUGCCUGAAUACUCGUAUGUUGAUGGAGACGGAACAGUUCCUUCUGAGUCAGCAGAGGCUGAUGGAUUUAAUGCAAAAGCUAGAGUAGCUGUAAAAGGUGAACACCGGGCAUUGUUGAGAAGCGAAACUGUGCUGAAACUAAUCAAAAACUGGUUGGGUUUAACGCAGCAAUCCCAAACAUAUGUGAAAGCAAAAGUAGCCAAUGUGUCUCCUGAUCUCAUUCCAUCUGAGGAAGCUUACAAGAAUUCAACUAUAGGCCUUUGUGAAGAUCUUCUGUCAAAGCAGAUAUGAUUUAUUCGAAACUUCUUAGCUUCGCUGCUACCAUCACACGUCUCGUGUGCCUGAUGCAUCUUCUUCUAAGUUGCUGGGUAGAGUAAAAAUAAAAGAAUCUACAUAUCACAUCUAAAUGUUAUUUUUAUUUAUAUAAUAUUUUAAUGUCUAAAUCAUAUAAGAGUAUUUCACUUUGGCCAAUGUAGUGAUAUAUUUUAUAUGAUUUAGACAUUAGAGAGUUAUAUAAAUAAUUUAUCUAUAUGUUGCCUAUAUUGCAAUCAAUAGAGCCAUUGCAAUAGAAGAAAACAAAAGUAUUAUGAUGUCCUAAACUUGCUCUGUAACAUGUAGUCAUAUUUCACCCUGUGAUAUUUUAUGAUUAGUAAAGUUUUGUAAAUAUUUUAUGCUCAA